CCACCGACCUUCUUUCUUCGGCCCAAACCCUUUCCUUUCUUCAAAGGUUUCUCAUACCUAGAAAAUUUUCGCAUUUGCCUUCUUCUUUCUUGAACCAAAAGAAAAAAAAAAAAAAAAACCAGAAGAGAGAGAAAGUAAUGGCGACUUUUGGCGAAGCACCUGCUGGUAACAAGGAUACUGGAGCUAAGAUCUUCAAGACUAAGUGCGCUCAAUGUCACACCGUUGAGCAAGGCGCUGGUCACAAACAAGGUCCAAAUCUAAAUGGUCUUUUUGGUAGGCAAUCUGGUACAGCUGCUGGGUACUCUUACUCUGCUGCUAACAAGAACAAGGCUGUCGUUUGGAGUGAAGACACACUAUACGACUACUUGCUCAACCCCAAGAAGUACAUUCCCGGCACAAAGAUGGUGUUCCCUGGUUUGAAGAAGCCGCAAGAUCGUGCUGACCUUAUUGCAUAUCUGAAGGAAUCUACCCAGUGAUCUGAUUGCACCUUAUAUACUUCAUUCCUUUUGUCAGGAGAGAUCAAAGGAGAAUUUUGAUCAAAAAAUGAGUUAUUUUCCUUAGCGAGACCAACUUAGAAUUCGUUUUUGCAAAUAAGUUUUACCAUGAUGAGGAAACGUCACCCUCGAUUCAUAUUAUACCUUGCUGCUAUGGCCUGGUUUAAACAAUUGUUUACAGAUGACUUACAGACUUGAUUUGCUUCUGUAGAAGGGAAGAAAUCGGAAAAUGUUCCAUCUCUUUUGUCACAGAAGCUGUAUUAAGGUUUACAAAUGGUUUGAAUUGUAAUCGUUAAGAUUUUGUGAAACUUUCAACGAUUCAUUUCUUUCUUACAGAUGCAUAAUAUCCUGCAGGUCGUGGUCUA
Molecule: messenger RNA, 859 nt
Organism: Chenopodium quinoa (quinoa)
Lineage: Eukaryota; Viridiplantae; Streptophyta; Magnoliopsida; Caryophyllales; Amaranthaceae
Product: cytochrome c-like
Exons: 3
Coding region: 138-476 (112 amino acids)
Biological process (GO): mitochondrial electron transport, cytochrome c to oxygen; mitochondrial electron transport, ubiquinol to cytochrome c
Cellular component (GO): mitochondrial intermembrane space
Molecular function (GO): heme binding; electron transfer activity
Source: RefSeq, a predicted model, not a curated record